AUGAAAGCUGCUCUAGUGUUUGAUAGUGUUAAUGAUUUGGUGUUUGGAAAAUGGGACGAUGUUUUCAUUGAGCGUAUGAAGACGUUUAGUGUUCAGGAGAAUCAGAAUGAUGUUACAGAGAACAAUACAGUGUCUCAACUUCUGGCCCCUAUAAUAACAUCCCAGAGAGUGAUGGCUGCACAGUUUGGCAACACAUACUCAUCCAUGCAAUGUAAAGACAAGACAACUAUAGUAUUUGAUGAGUGGCUUGAUCACGUAUUUGUAAUAAUCAGUGAAGACAAUGUUGAUGAUGCUCACCGAGAACUGUUAGAUUUCAAAACAUUUGUUCAACACAUUUGCGGCCAAAAUAUUAAUCUACUACAUUCCUCAAUAUAUCAAGAUUGGCUCUCAGUUCUCUUGGAGAGCCGCACCAAAGGUGACACAAUACCUGGUGCUAAUGGUGUGAUUGGAGAAAGUGGUGCCACCAUGGCUGCUCUAAAUGCCCUCAAAAGUGCUUCCAAAGACAUCAAGCUACCAUACCAACACAGCCAUUUAAUGUUGUUUGUAGGAGACAAGCUGCUAGCAUUAUAUUCAAGUCGCGGAAGCGAAGACUUGUCACCGCCUGAUUUAAUUUUACUAAGCAUUCAAUGCAUAGCUGCUCAAGAGUACUGGAAAGAGGUUGGCGAUGAAGACUGUGAUGAAAACGAUCCUCAAAUUGUCCGAUUACCUUGGUUGUCAACGGAAAACAGUGCCGUCGUGAAUCUAUGCGCGGGACCGACAGGCAGCCCUUGUGCUCCACAUUCCAUACACCUCGCUGAAGUCGCACCCAGAAUCACAUUCGCUGUCGUUGUUGAUAUGGAUUUGAGGGAAGUUGGUGUUUCAGCUUAUAUGGCAAAUCAAAUUCUCUCUAAUUUAAGAAGACUUUUGCUGCAAAGGAACUUGGAGCUGUUGCCUAACACUCUUGAUUCGUUAGAAACAGCUUUAAAAAAGACAACAGACGCACUUCGAAAAAACAAAGCAAAUGCCAAUUUGUGUGCUCGUCUAACGAGUCGUAUGCUGGAACUGCGCAAAUCUUGUACUACUACGACUCCAUUAACUCCUGAGACAACAGCCACGGCGAUGCACACUGCACUUGAAGCAGUGAUCGAACAACUGAAGCCAGACAUACCAAGUUUAAAGAUGGAACAACCAUUGAAGAACUUAAGAGCAACAUUAUCUCCCUAUGUGGAGUUCCUUUGUGUAAAAGCAAAGAGAUACUUCAGCUUGGGAUCGAGCACGGGCGAGUCAGAUGCGAGUUGUUCCCUAACGCUGCACAAGUAUGUGGAGGAGUUCCCCGGCCUCAUUCACUUUAUCUACGUGGACCGUACUGCUGGAAGAUUCUUGGCUCCCGAUAUGGCUGAUUGCGCUGACAUGCUGGCACCAGAAACGGUGCGGCGCGCGGUGUCCCGCAGCCUGUGCGUGGUGCGCGAGGGGUACUGCGCGGGCACGUGGCGGCGCGGCGCGCUGCACGCCUGCGCGCUGCUGUGGUGGGAGCGCCGCGCCCAGCCCGUGCGCCCGCCCGCGCCGCCGCACCCCGCCGCCGUGCGCGCGCUGCCCCCGCCCGGGGACAUACAGGGCUCCUUCUACAGGCAACUAACAGAGCUGGCGUUCCCGGGUGACUCCCGUGGCAUUACAGUGAAGGAACUAAUCUGCAUCCACUUGGGCCUGUUACCGGCAUCCACCGCGGUGCAACAGGCACGACGCCUCGCACACUCCGUGCACGAAUUGGCUGGAGAGAUGGGAGCGGGAGCGGCCGAUCUGCUAUAA
Molecule: messenger RNA, 1785 nt
Organism: Spodoptera littoralis (African cotton leafworm)
Lineage: Eukaryota; Metazoa; Arthropoda; Insecta; Lepidoptera; Noctuidae
Source: the annotation of a GenBank genome assembly